Homalodisca vitripennis (glassy-winged sharpshooter) is the source of this 782-nucleotide messenger RNA. RefSeq lists its product as uncharacterized. NCBI's taxonomy places the organism in Eukaryota, Metazoa, Arthropoda, Insecta, Hemiptera, Cicadellidae. The transcript is spliced from 2 exons. The coding region runs from base 1 to 765 and encodes 254 amino acids. The record is from RefSeq and is a predicted model, not a curated record.
AUGGUUCGCAAUUACGUGAGAAAGACAGGAAGAGGGAAGUAUGAAAUUGAGACAAUGGAGAGAGCGGUAAAAGAAGUGAGGGGAGGGAGAAGUAUGAGAAGCGUAGCUGCAGAAUUUGGAUUGUGUGAUAGAACACUAGCAAACUAUUGCAAGAAAUUGUCCGCUGCACCAGGUUCUACUGAUCCCUCAAAUGAAGCGGUGAUUAUUCAACCAAAUCCUAUUAUAUCUACUACAGUAAACAAUGAUCUGGUGAUUCCUGACACAUCUACUCGUGAUCCGGCGAUUCCUGGCACUUCUACCCAUGAUUUGGCAAUUCCUGGCCCAUCUACUCGUGAUCCAGUGAUUCCUGGCACUUCUACCCAUGAUUUGGCAAUUCCUCCUGGCCCAUCUGUUCGUGAUCCGGCGAUUCCUGGUGCUUCUACUGAAGGUACUGCUGCAACAAGCCAGUCAGCUCAACCAUGGUCGCAGUUUGGCUACGCACGGAACUGGAAGGUGUUUGAGCCAUUCCAAGAACAAAUGCUGGCUGAGUAUUUGCUCAAGGCAUCUGAUAUAUACUUUGGAUUAACGCCUAAGGAAGUUAGACGAUUUGCGUACACUUACGCUGUAGCAUGUAAUUGCAAAAUACCCCCAAGCUGGUCAGAAAAUGAAAUGGCCGGCCCUGACUGGUUCACCUCAUUCAUGAAGAGAAAUAAAACACUUUCCAUCAGAACUCCUCAAGCAACUAGUAUGUCCCGGGCAACAAGUUUCAAACCGGACGAACGUUGACCUGUUUUUCAGGAACC